AUGGAAAGAAAAAAAAGAAAAGUAGAAGCUGAAAAUCGACAGUUUCUCGCAGAAUGGACUGAUUUAUAUUGCUUUACAUUACCUAACCGUGUUGGAGCUUUACCUGUUUGUUCGAUUUGUCAACAAACAGUAGCCAUCAUCAAAAGUUCAAAUCUGAAAAGACAUUAUGAGACUAAACACAAAUCGUUUAGUGAAAAGUACCAGGUAGGAAGUAAUCUUCGUAAAUCCAAAAUUGAGAGUUUAUAUUUAUCUUAUUCAACAUCGACUCAAAUUAUUGACAAGGCAAUGAGUGAACAAGAAAAAUGUACAGAGGCUUCUAUGCGUAUUUCAUGGAUACUUGCUAAACACAUGAAACCGUUUACCGAUGCUGAUAUAAUCAAAGAAUGUAUGAUUGAAGCUGGAAAUGCGUUAUUUGAUAGUAAAAAUGAUAUUAUGGAGACUAUUCGUAAUAUUCCGUUAUCUACGUCUUCAAAUACUCGAAAUACAGAACUAUUAGCAAAGGAGAAUCAUUCUAAUUUAAUACAAUCUUUAUCGGCCACGGGUUAUUAUGUUUUAGCUAUGGAUGAAUCGUGUGAUAAGACUGAUACAGCUCAGUUGUGUAUUUUUGUACGAUAUUUCGACAAUACCAGUGAACAGUUUGUUGAAGAAAUAUUAACUAUUUUACCACUUUUAGGGACCACUUGUGGUGAAGACAUAUAUAAAGCUGUUAUAGAAUAUUUCGAAAAAUAUAAAUUAGAUAUGAAAAAACUUAUUUCAUUAACAACAGACGGCGCGCCAUCGAUGAUUGGAAAUAAAAAAAGUUUUGUUCAGAGACUAAUUAAUAAUCCGAAAUGCAAUAACAAGAUAAUAUCUUAUCACUGCAUUAUCCAUCAAAGUGUGUUGUGUUGCAAGUUAAAUUUAAAUCUCGAAGCUACAAUGACACAAGUGAUCAAAAUAGUAAACUUUAUUCGAGCCAAAUCAUCAUUGAAGCACCGUCAAUUUAAAUCAUUUCUCGAUGAAGUUAAAUCACAAUAUGGUGAUUUACAGCUAUACAAUAAUGUAAGCAGUGAUCAAUUAUGUGCAAAAGACUAUUUAGAUUUCCUUGAAAUAAAAGAACAUGUCACAUCUAUCGCUUUUUUGACAGAUAUAUUUAAACAUAUCAACGAUUUAAAUUUCAAACUACAAGGUAAAGGAAAAUUAGUGUGCCAUCUACUGUCAGAAAUCAAAUGUUUUUCAAGGAAAAUGGAUCUCUUUUGCGAAGAUAUAGAAAACGAACGUUUGCACUUUCCUAACUUAAAUACUGUUUUUGAUGACGCUGAAGAUAAUAAUGAUAUUAAUCUCAAUCAGUUCAUUAAUUUUAUAAAGAAACUUAAAUCUGAAUUUGAAGAUAGAUUUACUGAUUUCAAAAAAAUUGAGAAUAUGGAGAUAAUCGAAUUCCAGGAAGACAUGAGUUUAAAGGAAAAAUUUACUCAAGUCACCAACACUUUACAGUACGAUCAAUUCUGGAUGAAAUACGUUUGUUCAAGUAAAUACCCAGAACUAAAACGCCUGGUUUCAAAACUGUAUACAAUGUUUGGAUCAACAUAUGUUUGUGAAGCCGCUUUUUCUAAGAUGAAAUUUAUUAAAAACAAUUUCAGAUCUCGGUUAACAGAUGAACAUCUUAUCGAGUUAAUGCAAAUCAGUUGCACUAACUUCACUCCAAAUAUUAGGAAGCUCGUGAAAACUUAA
This is a messenger RNA of Rhopalosiphum padi (bird cherry-oat aphid), 1707 nucleotides long. RefSeq names its product general transcription factor II-I repeat domain-containing protein 2-like. NCBI's taxonomy places the organism in Eukaryota, Metazoa, Arthropoda, Insecta, Hemiptera, Aphididae. Gene Ontology annotation, molecular function: protein dimerization activity. The record is from RefSeq and is a predicted model, not a curated record. Bases 1 to 1707 code for a protein of 568 amino acids. The transcript has 3 exons.